Messenger RNA from Fusarium tjaetaba, 900 nucleotides. RefSeq lists its product as uncharacterized. Lineage: Eukaryota; Fungi; Ascomycota; Sordariomycetes; Hypocreales; Nectriaceae. The record is from RefSeq and is a predicted model, not a curated record. The coding region runs from base 1 to 900 and encodes 299 amino acids. The transcript has a single exon.
AUGUCGCUCGAAAAUACCGAUCCUCUGGCUGGACUUGAUUCCAUUGACUGGUCUAAACUCAACCACACCUAUGGGCCAGCCGAUGAUGUACCUCAUAUUCUGAGGGAGCUUCAGUCUACAAAUCCCGACGUCUACAAAACAGCGCUUGAUUCAUGCUGGUCCAACAUCUAUCACCAAGGCACCCGCUACAGUGCUUCCGUUGAAGCGAUUCCCUUUCUAUAUGCUUUGCUUGAUAGCCCAGCAACCAAGGACCGCGAGGUCAUAUUAUUCCUGAUUGUCAGUCUUGCAAUUGGCAAUCCAGACUGGGCGGUUCCUAAUGGGAUCGACAUCAAAGAAUGGGAAGAGCGUAUCGCGCGUAUGGAGCCCCCAAACCGUGGGUAUGCCAUGCAUGAGCUCAAAGCUUACGAGGCUGUUGAGCGGGGACUGUCUUCGAUGGUCCGUUGCUUGAGUGAGAAUUCAGCGAGCUUGCGAGCCAAUGCGGCUCAUGCUUUGGCAUUCUUCCCACGCCACUCGGAUGCAUCGGUCAUAGCUCUCCUGGAUUUGCUGAGUCGAGAGACAAACGAUAAUGUUCGUGGGACAAUUGUACUUGCGCUUGCCAUCUUGCUCAUUCGGGCGGAUGAUGAUUCAGAGAAAGGAAAUGUCAUUGAGAAGAUCCAGGAGUCCUAUGCGCCUUCACCAAACGGAGAAGCGGACGAUAUCUUCAAAUGGUCUUGCGUGGCUGCACUCUUGGUAUUAGGUUCAAAGGAAGAUGGGUUAGUUGAAACGGUGCAGCGUGUACACGAGGAUGAAGCGUACCUAUCCAAGUUGGAGGCAAGCAUUGAUUCUAGUUCUUGGUUUCCGUUCGCUACAUUAGGUCUACGGGAAUUGGCCACUUCCAUACUAGAGAGCCAUCAAAAAUAG